Molecule: messenger RNA, 3738 nt
Organism: Symbiodinium pilosum
Lineage: Eukaryota; Dinophyceae; Suessiales; Symbiodiniaceae
Source: the annotation of a GenBank genome assembly
AUGAGCGAAGCUACUUCUGAACCCACUGUGGAAACUCAUCGAUUCCAAACCGAAGCGAAACAGCUGCUGAAGCUGAUGAUUCACUCGCUGUAUUCCAAUCGCGAAAUAUUUUUACGCGAGCUGAUCUCCAAUGCCUCAGAUGCCAUUGAUAAGCUGAGAUUCAAAGCGUUAGAAAAUCCCGAAUUACUGGGUGACGAUGCUGAUUACCAUAUCGACAUCACCUUUGAUAAAGACGCCAAGACGCUCACGAUUACCGACAAUGGCAUCGGCAUGACCUAUGAAGAGGUGAUUACCAACCUCGGCACAAUUGCCAAAUCGGGCACCGCCGAGUUUCUGUCACAUCUGACGGGGGACCAGGCCAAAGACGCCCAGCUCAUCGGCCAGUUUGGUGUCGGAUUUUACAGCGCCUUCAUGGUGGCUGAUGAAGUCGAGGUUGCUACCCUGGGAGCAGGCGCUGAUCAGGGUGUGUUGUGGCGUUCAGCCGGUGAAGACGCGUACGAUAUUGAGAAAAUUGAGCGCGCCCAGCGCGGCACAUCCGUCACGCUGCAUUUAAAGGAUGACGCGCUGGAUUUUGCUGAAGACUAUCGAUUGCGUUCAGUGGUACGGCGCUAUUCUGACCAUAUUGGUGUGCCUGUGCGCAUGCUGGAACAGCUAUCGGCAGAAACUGAUGACGCCCAGGACGCUGAAGAAAAAGUAGCCGCCUUUGAAGCGGUUAACUCAGCUCAGGCGUUAUGGACGCGGCCUCGCAGCGAAGUUUCUGACGAAGAAUAUACUGAGUUCUAUAAACACGUUUCCCAUGACUUUGAAGACCCGCUCUCCUGGAGCCACAAUAAAGUUGAGGGCAAACUGGAAUACAACAGCCUGCUGUAUAUACCCAAGCGUGCGCCUUUUGAUCUGUAUCAGCGCGAUAUUCCGCGGGGUCUGAAACUCUACGUUCAACGUGUCUUUAUCAUGGAUGAUGCAGAGCAAUUUCUGCCGCUCUAUUUACGCUUCGUUAAAGGGGUUAUAGAUUCAAAUGAUCUGCCCCUGAAUGUCUCCCGCGAGAUACUGCAGGAAGAUGACCGGGUCACUUCAAUUAAAAACGCUUUGACCAAACGUGUGCUCAACAUGCUGGACACCAUGGCCAAAAAGGAACCGGAAAAAUACCAGACUUUCUGGGACGAAUUUGGCGAAGUGUUGAAAGAAGGGGCAGGGGAAGACUUUGCUAAUCGGGAAGCAUUGGCCAAACUGCUGAGAUUCGCCAGCACAAAAGGUGAGGGUGCUAACAAGAUGGUCAGCCUGGAUACCUAUCUCGAGCGCAAAAGCGAAGAACAGGAUGUGAUCUAUUACAUCUGUUCUGAAACCUACGAAACCGCCAGUCGCAGCCCGCACCUGGAAAUGUUUAAAGACCGCGACAUCGAAGUGUUGCUGAUGUUUGACCGCAUUGAUGAGUGGUUGAUGAGUUCGCUGACGCAAUACGGCGACGUCCAGUUUGUUGAUGUGAUGCGCGGCGAUGUGAGCUUGCCUGGCGAAGACAAAAAUGCCAGUGAAGACGAUGACAAAAACGAAGAAGAAGACGAGAAGCAUCCGCUAGUUGAACGCAUCGCAGCUGUUCUAGGUGACAAGGUUGACAAAGUCAGGCCUUCUAAAAGAUUGACCCAGUCUCCUGCCUGCCUGGUACUUUCCGAGGACGCCAUGGGUGUGCAGAUGCGCAAAAUCCUUGAAGCCAGCGGACAGUCUAUGCCUGAAUCUAAACCGAUUUUUGAGUUCAACCCGAACCAUCUGUUACUGCAGCGUUUGGACAAGGAGCCUGAUGAAGAUCGUUUUGCCGAGCUGGUUGGCAUUCUAUUUGAUCAGGCCAGUCUUGCUGAAGGCGGCGCGCUUACCGAUCCGGGCGCAUACGCGGUGCACGGGCUGUUUCAAAGCAACCCCUUGAGUUACGGGCAUGGUACAGACAAUGCCUGGGACGAAGCGGUUGCUUUGGUGCUGACGGUCACAGGCCUGCAAGAUGACGAAUCUGUGCUGAAUACACAGGUGCCGGCUUCACAGGCUUCCCAUUGCUUAGCGGUUGCACAAUUACGUAUUGAUAGGCGUGUGCCUCUGGCCUACAUAUUGGGUCAGACCCAAUACGCAGGUUAUACAUUUAAAGCAGAGGAGGGCGUGAUCGUGCCACGCUCCCCGAUCGGCCUGUUACUCAGCGAUGGUCUGCAGCCCUGGCUACCCUCGUCCGUCAAAUCAAUACUUGAUCUGUGCUGCGGUAGUGGCGUUCUGGGGAUUGUUGCAGCACAUAUCUUCCCGCACGCCAAAGUGACACUCGUUGAUGUGGACCCUCAAGCAUUGCACCUUACAAAAACCAACGUCGCCGAACAUAACCUGGCUGAACGUAUUGAGGUCAUCGAGGCAGAUGUCCUCAAGCAGGGGGCGUUCAUGCAGAAGUUUGAUCUCAUCAUCACCAAUCCGCCUUAUGUUGAUGCGCUGGACAUGUCGAGUCUGCCUGCUGAAUAUGCAGCUGAGCCGGAACUGGCGCUGGCCGGCGGUGCAGACGGUCUUGUUUUCAUUGACGCGAUUAUUGAAAAACUGCCGCUGUGGCUGAAGACUACGGGGCUUCUGGUUGCUGAGGUAGGCGCCAGCGCACCAGCGCUAAUACAGAAAUAUCCACACCUGCCGCUUAUCUGGCUGGAUCUGCCGAUGGGUGGAGAAGGUGUUUUUCAUUUUACGGUCUCCACAUUUGGCGAAAGCCACGGCCUGGCCCUGGGCGCUGUGGUUGAUGGGUGUCCUCCAGGACUGGAACUGAGCGAGGCGGAUCUGCAGCCGGAUCUGGACCGACGCCGGCCCGGCCAAUCCAAAUAUACAACCCAACGCAAAGAAUCUGAUCAGGUCAAGAUACUUUCAGGCGUUUUCGAAGGCAAAACAACCGGCACGUCUAUUGGCUUGUUAAUUGAAAAUGAAGACCAGAAAAGCAAAGAUUACAGCAACAUCAAAGAUAUCUUUCGCCCGGCUCAUGCCGACUUUACUUACGAUGGUAAAUACGGCAUUCGUGAUUACCGGGGCGGAGGCCGCUCUUCAGCAAGAGAAACAGCCAUGCGCGUGGCGGCAGGCGCCAUCGCUAAAAAAUAUCUUGCCCAACAGGCGGGUAUAAAAAUAUUCGGCUUCCUGUCUGGUAUUGGUGACAUCAGAAUCCAGUUGAAAGACGCCAGUCAAAUUGAGCAGAACCCAUUCUUCUGCCCUGACGUUGCAGUGCUGGAUGAUAUUGCCGCCCUGAUUGACAGCUUGCGCCGUUCAGGCGAUUCCGUGGGUGCUGAAGUCAGCGUGCACGCCACCGGUGUGCCGGUUGGUCUGGGUGAGCCGGUAUUCGGUAAACUUGAUGCGGACCUGGCUGGUGCAUUGAUGAGCAUAAAUGCCGUAAAGGCAGUCCAGAUGGGUGAUGGUGUCGAUGUUGUGGCGCAACGCGGCACUGAACACCGCGAUGAGAUAACCCCGGACGGUUUCACCAGCAACCACGCUGGCGGUGUGCUGGGCGGCAUUUCCUCCGGACAGGAUCUGAUCUGCAAAAUCUCGCUGAAACCAACCAGCAGUCUAACGACACCGGGUCGUUCAAUUGAUACCAGUGGCAAUCCCGUAGAAGUUGUCACCAAGGGUCGUCACGAUCCCUGUGUGGGCAUUCGUGCGACACCUAUAGCCGAGGCCAUGAUGGCCAUCGUGCUGAUGGACCAUUAUCUGCGCCACCGAGGCCAGAUAGGUGGGUUCAAAACCGUUUAG